Messenger RNA from Lactuca virosa, 1185 nucleotides. NCBI's taxonomy places the organism in Eukaryota, Viridiplantae, Streptophyta, Magnoliopsida, Asterales, Asteraceae. The record is from the annotation of a GenBank genome assembly.
AUGGGUCCUGGGACUGAUGUGUUGCCUCAAUGUACAUCAUUGGAGAAUGGAUACUCGAAGGAAUGUGUGCCUGUGAAUUCUAUGGAAGAUGACGAUGAUGAGGCUGAGGAUUCUGAUAACAUCAACCAAUCAAAAGCUGCUAAGCCUCCAAGAAAUUAUCAGCCUAUGCGACAUUGUAUCAGCCAAGCGAUGUUGGCUGGCACCUCUGAUUCGAAAUCAACAAAUGAAGGUAACAAGUCACCUCAAAACGAGAGAUCUCAAUAUUCACCAAUUUUUCGCUCGGGAAGUUGUUCGGAGAUGGGUCCAAAGCCAUAUAUGGAAGACGAAUAUGUUUGUGUAGAUAAUCUUCGAGAACAUUUAGAUGCACAACCGGAUUAUGCUUUGCAUGGAGCUUUUUAUGGGGUGUUUGAUGGACAUGGUGGAGUUGAUGCUGCAUCAUUUACUAAACGAAACAUUCUUGAGUUCAUUCUAGAGGAUUCCAACUUCCCAAAAGCAGUGAAAAAAGCAGUAAAAAAUGCUUUUUCUAAAGUCGAUCAUGCGUUAGCCGAUACUCGAUCUCUUGAUAAUUCCUCUGGAACUACUGCUUUAACUGCCCUCAUAUUGGGAAGAAACAUGUUAAUUGCAAACGCCGGAGAUUCAAGAGCAGUAUUAGGGAAGCGAGGAAGAGCAAUCGAGCUUUCAACAGACCACAAACCGAGCUGCUCAUCGGAGAAACAGCGAAUCGAGAAACUCGGAGGCGUGAUUUACGACGGGUAUCUCAACGGUCAGCUUUCGGUUGCGCGUGCCCUAGGCGACUGGCAUAUGAAGGGCCCAAAAGGCUCCGACGGACCAUUAAGCGCCGAGCCGGAGCUCGAGGAAGUUACGUUGUCUGAAGAAGAUGAGUUUUUGAUAAUCGGAUGCGAUGGUUUAUGGGACGUGAUGAGUAGUCAAUACGCUGUGACGAUUGUACGGAAGGAGCUUAUGUUACAUAACGAUCCGGAGAAGUGUUCGAGAGAAUUGGUGAAGGAGGCUUCGAAGAGGAAUAGUUGUGAUAAUCUGACGGUGGUGGUGGUUUGUUUCUCCGGUGAUCCACCGCCUAAGAUUGAGGUACCGAAAAUACACCGGCGGAGGAGCAUAUCGGCGGAGGGAUUGGAUGUUUUAAAGGGGGUUUUGGGUGAUGUUUGAAAAGCAAAAAUGGAGUUUUGC